UAUCAUAAUAAUAAUUACACAACACUACCGCAAAGAAAAAGCAAAUCCAAUCCAACAAAGCUCCUCCUCCUCCUCCUCCAUCAUCUCCUUCUCCCCUGCCUCUGUCCCCUGAACCUGUCAAUUCCUGUCAAUCCCCAUGGAGGAUUUCAGAUCCAAGUCAUGCAGGGAUGGAGGGAUGCAGAUUGAUAGCUACUAUGGGGGCAGGACUGUGCCGGCAAGCAUGCAGGAUCUGAGGUCUUACAGUGUCAGCUAUGGCGGCUCCUCUGCGCAGCCAAACCAGAUAGUAAAGGAGGUGAAGAUGAAGAAAGGGAAAAGCAGUGUUGGGUCUAUUUCAAAGAGCUGGAGCUUCUCUGAUCCAGAGUUGCAGAGGAAGAAGAGAGUUGCUGGGUACAAGGUGUACGCUGUGGAGGGGAAGGUCAAAGGUUCUCUCAGGAAGAGCUUUAGGUGGAUCAAGAAAUCCUACACCCAAGUGCUCUAUGGAUGGCGAUGAUUCAGUUCAGUGAUGGAUGGGUAUAUUCUUCUUUUUCACUUCUGAUUUGGGUUGGUUGAGUUUCUUACCAAGGUUGUCGUGGAUGUGUUUGGAAAAUCUUUUAUCUCAAAUUUAAUAGCAAUACUAUAGAAUAUAGAUGUGGGAAUACCUUCCUAUUGUUGAA
Messenger RNA from Alnus glutinosa, 653 nucleotides. RefSeq lists its product as uncharacterized. The transcript has a single exon. NCBI's taxonomy places the organism in Eukaryota, Viridiplantae, Streptophyta, Magnoliopsida, Fagales, Betulaceae. Bases 137 to 490 code for a protein of 117 amino acids. The record is from RefSeq and is a predicted model, not a curated record.